Molecule: messenger RNA, 1473 nt
Organism: Periconia digitata
Lineage: Eukaryota; Fungi; Ascomycota; Dothideomycetes; Pleosporales; Periconiaceae
Source: the annotation of a GenBank genome assembly
AUGGAUGUUUUAAGCAAUCUUCUCUACUGGUGCAAACUUUUGCAUAUAGCCCAACAUUCAGAUAUGGCCAGCUCACCUGCUUUCAGUGCAUUCCAUCGGCGUCAGAGCUCUUCACGGCUAUACCCAACUUUUUACAGGGCUCAAAGAUUUAUGUGCAGCACACAUACAGAACAGGAACGGUACUGGAGCCACAUUCCUGCGUGGAAAGAUGUGGAACGCAAAGAGUUUGUUAGCUACAGGUUCCAGCUUCGAAAUACUGUUAAUCAUGCCAAACUCAACAAAUUUCUCAUCGACGUGCUUCCGGAUACACUGGCACCAUCAUACAAUCUCCAAUUACAGCAUAUCCAGACGAAGCAUGAUUUCAUUGAAGAUGCUAAUUCUGGAUUAGAGGUUGCACCCAUGGCUGUUAGACUUACGCCCCAUAUACUUUCUCGGAUUAACUGGGCAGCCCCCCUCGACGAUCCCAUUCGACGCCAGUUUCUCCCUCUGAAAAGCAGCAUAAUUGAAGAUCACAGGUUACUAACGCUGGAUUCGCUCGACGAAGAAGCCGACUCGCCUGUCCCCGGCCUGGUGCAUAGAUACCCUGGCCGAGCGCUAUUUCUAGCGACAUCAAUCUGCCCAGUUUACUGUCGGUUCUGCACACGAUCGUACGCAGUGGGCGCGCCUACGAGAACAGUAUCUAAGUGGCCCCAAAAACCGUCUAGGAAGCGCUGGGAGAAGGUUUUUCAGCAUAUCGAGAAAGACCACUCUUUGCGGGACAUUAUUAUUUCGGGCGGCGACGCGUAUUACCUGUCGCCCGAGGAUCUCCGCGAGAUUGGUGAGCGUCUUCUUGGGAUCCCACACAUUCUACGUUUUCGCUUCGCUUCAAAAGGUCUAGCCGUGGCCCCCGGCCGUAUUCUGGAUCAAACCGACCCUUGGGCGAGCACACUAAUUGACCUUUCAAACCAGGGUCGGCGGAUAGGCAAGCAAGUGUGCCUGCAUACGCAUAUAAAUCAUCCGAACGAGAUAACAUGGAUUACGCGAAGUGCAGCAAACUAUCUUUUUGCGAACGGUGUGAUCGUCCGAAACCAGUCUGUGUUGCUUAAGGGCGUCAACGAUGAUGUUGAAACGAUGGGGAACCUGAUCAGAUCGCUGUCUGAAAUAAACAUCCAGCCUUACUAUGUGUAUCAAUGUGAUCUUGUACGCGGUGUUGAAGAUCUCCGGACACCUCUUGGGACGAUGUUAAGGAUAGAAAAGCAUAUUCGCGGGACUUUCUCUGGAUUUAUGCUACCUUCUUUUGUAGUCGAUCUACCCGGUGGAGGCGGAAAACGCUUAGCUUCGACCUUCGAGAGUUACUUGGAUGGCAUUUCUACGUGGGAAGCACCGGGACUAUCUGGAGAGAAAGGAAGAAAGCGAUAUCUUUAUUACGAUCCCAUUAUACCAGGUCGCAUUGCUCAGUUUCCGAGGAUAUCAGACGGGGAGAGUACAGGUUAA